Messenger RNA from Abrus precatorius (Indian licorice), 885 nucleotides. RefSeq names its product 60S ribosomal protein L19-1-like. Bases 54 to 692 code for a protein of 212 amino acids. Gene Ontology annotation, biological process: translation. The record is from RefSeq and is a predicted model, not a curated record. The transcript has 6 exons. Gene Ontology annotation, cellular component: ribosome; cytosolic large ribosomal subunit. Gene Ontology annotation, molecular function: RNA binding; structural constituent of ribosome. Lineage: Eukaryota; Viridiplantae; Streptophyta; Magnoliopsida; Fabales; Fabaceae.
CAAUUAGGGUUUCCUUCCUCCGAUUGAGGAAUCGUAGCGACAGAGGUGUGAAAAUGGUGUCGCUGAAAUUGCAGAAGCGGCUGGCGGCAAGCGUUUUGAAGUGUGGAAGAGGAAAGGUUUGGCUUGACCCAAAUGAAGUCAAUGAAAUCUCCAUGGCCAAUUCUCGGCAAAACAUCAGGAAGUUGGUUAAGGAUGGGUUUAUUAUCAGGAAGCCAACCAAGAUUCACUCUCGUUCACGUGCUCGAAGGAUGAAGGAAGCUAAGAGGAAGGGGCGCCACUCCGGAUAUGGUAAGCGUAAGGGUACAAGGGAGGCAAGGCUUCCCACAAAAAUACUUUGGAUGAGGAGGAUGCGUGUGCUUAGACGAUUGCUUCGCAAGUACAGGGAAUCAAAGAAAAUUGACAAACACAUGUACCAUGAUAUGUACAUGAAAGUGAAAGGUAAUGUUUUCAAGAACAAGAGAGUCUUGAUGGAGAGCAUUCACAAAACCAAGGCUGAGAAAGCAAGAGAGAAGACUUUGUCUGAUCAGUUUGAGGCAAAGCGCGCAAAGAACAAAGCAAGCAGGGAAAGGAAAAUUGCUCGGAGGGAGGAGCGCUUAGCCCAAGGUCCGGGUGAUAAACCAUCUACAGCACCCAGUGCACCGUCUUCCACAGCACCCCAGUCUGCCCAAGCACCGAAGAAAUCCAAGAAGUGAGUAGCACAAUCAAUAGUAGUUAUGAAGAGUAUCUUUUGUUGGUUUAGACUUUGUAAGUUUUGCAUGUAUAAGAACCUUAUAUCUUGCAUACGUUAAAUUUUUUUUAGUUCUCUGUUUUUGUGUGUUAAGAUUCACCUUGCUGCAGAAACGCUUGUGUUAUCCUUUUAUUUAUAGCGCAACUGUUCGCACUCCC